Messenger RNA from Stegostoma tigrinum, 4482 nucleotides. It is a transcript of the gene c21h1orf74, whose product is annotated as chromosome 21 C1orf74 homolog. The transcript is spliced from 2 exons. Bases 179 to 991 code for a protein of 270 amino acids. Lineage: Eukaryota; Metazoa; Chordata; Chondrichthyes; Orectolobiformes; Stegostomatidae. The record is from RefSeq and is a predicted model, not a curated record.
AAAAAAAUAUAUCUCUUUGCUUGGUGGAACUUGUGGGAGAGGGUGAUUGGGGUCGGGGGAGAUGGAGGAGAGGAUGCGGUGAUGGGUGAGGGCGCAGGGCCUGAGCAGUGAUUACACAGCCUGCGCCAUAAGCCCUCCCCUGAGCAACAUAACCCCAGAUUUGUCUGUUUUUACCACGAUGGAGACUGCACUGAAAGAACAACUGAUCUUUGCUGCACAGAAAACCUUAAGAAUAAAACAAAAAAAGAAUUUUUCUUCAUCAUGUUGCUUGAAUCUCUUUGCUGAGGUCCUAGCUGUGGAUUUGGAAUUGAAACCCACUUUCCUGUUUGAUUACAGUCCAGCAAAAGCAGAACAGGUGCAGAACUACAUCCAGGAGGUACAGAAGACCAGGCUUCUUUCUCAACAUUUACAUAUCCUUAGCAUUGAAGAAAACGUACUGAUAAUAAACUUAAACAAAGCCAUCAGACAUUUGGAAAGAACACUGCAAGAAAAUAGGGUUCCAAUAAUUGAUGUUUCUGCAGAUAGGUCCAGUCCAAGAGUAGCUGAGACAUGCAUUAGUAACCAAGUGAAGGCCCAGUUGGAUCUAAUUUUGAAGCAUUUGAAAUCCCAAGUAGUUCAAAGAGGAAGAUGUGAAUCAGGUGUUGUUAGUGCAAGUAAAAUUUUCUCUUCAGAGUGGAAUUUAUGCACAAUAUUUGGAUUUCUCCUUGGGUUUCCGAUUUCCUACUGGUUUGAUUUUAAUAAAACUUUUGAGAAUUGUUUGAGCAUGACUGAGCUUCGGGUUUUCUCUGCCUCUGCUUUUUGUCACCGAAUCACUAAAAACCUCAAGCAUCAAAUGUAUUCAUUCAGUAUCCCGGAAGUCCUUUACUUGGAGUUACAGAGCGCUGUAGAAAGUUGGAAUAGAGAUCUUCAGUCAGACUUUACCAAGCAGUCCAAUUUCUCUGAACUCAGUUUUUCCACAGAGAUAACCUGUCAGCCUGCAAUUACACUUUAAAUAUUAUGUGCAAAUUGAAUAUUGUCAUUUGGUAAUUAAUUAAUUUUAAGAUAAAUAGUGUUAAGAAGAUAAACACGAUGCUGGAAAUAUGAUACAAUAACAGAAAAUGCUGAGAGUUGAGCAGGUUAGACAGUAUCUGUGAACUUCUGACAAUACAUCAUAAGACCUCUCUGGGAAUGCUGCCUCACCAGUUUGUUUUUUAUGUCCACUUAAUGGCAAUUCCUUUUUUUUUGCAAGUGCAACAUUGUUUGUACCAGUCACAAAGUCUGCAUUGGUACAAUAAUAACUCAUGAAAUCAUAAAACCUGUGAAAAUUGUCAAUGUCCAAAACUAAUUAUAGACAUAUUUAUGAAAUUCAACAAUGAAUAUUGCAACAGUUGACAGAUUUUCUGAUUUCUACUCAAGCUGUGCAACUCCCAAAGCAUUUAGUCUAUUUGAUAACUCGUAAAUGCAACAGAAAUAUUGAGAUGUUUUCAUCUUUGACAAGCACUAAUAUUGUUCUAAUUAUAUUUACUGUUACUAUAUUUUUGAUAUGUUUGUGAAGCAAGGCACUUGUAUUAAAUUUCUUAGAUUGUCCAUCCAUAUUAUAAAUGAAUUGGUGCCUUUUAUUUGUCAUCUGAUUUGAAUCUUCAUGAUUCAAACAUUUCUGCCUUCACUGAAGUGAUUGGAAAAGCAUGCUAAAUGCUGAUCUCUGUGUAUAUAGAAUUUCUUAACAUAGUCCUCAAACAGCCUUGUCCCAGUUUCAACCAAUGUCCCAUUAUUCUGAGGUGGUUCUCUGGAGUCUUUUGACUUCCAGUGCAAUCUGUUGGCUCUCUCAAGAUACCUUGAGAUGUUGGUGGACCACCUUGAGCUCUUAAACAUUUGAAGAGGCUCUCUGGAUUUAUGCUUUUUUAACAUAAGCAUUAACGUGUGUACUUCUGAAGAGAUAGUAGAGAUAUUUCAGCCAUUUUGUUCCAGGAUUUCCAGCCAUUCAUGCAUUGAAAAGCCAAGAAGGGACCAGUUCAGAAAUUCACAGCCUAUGCCAUGUUACCAGAUGUUUUCUUUACAAGACAUGCUGUAACACAACAAUUGCAAUAGCAGCCACUGUUAUUUCUAAUUCCACCUGUGUUGUGGCAAUUUGCCCAUUUGAGAAACAGAAGCCGUUGGUGAAUUGGUACUUUUCCAGUUCACUGCCUGAAAACGGUCCUUGUAAUUUAUUUACUGAAAUGCAGCAAAAUGCUGUUUUUUUUUAUGUGGAUGAGAGAUAAGCCUAGAGUGUGCCACAAUCAUGUAAGGAUCAAAAUCCCGUCCUUUCAUGGUAGGCUGGACUAAAAUACUGGACUGAUAUUAGAUAUUAGUGGAAAAUAUGCAUAUGUAAACUUAAUUUUAGUUAUCUGUACUCCAGUGGUUAAAGCCUCUGUACAACAUUACUAUUUUGUUUGUCUAUAUUUGUUUUGCUGUUGCGAUUGAAUUAAUCUUGUUUCAAGUCUGUGAAGUAGAAUUGGGCUUUCACAAUCAGCUGCACGAUGGUGAGCAGAGCUUAAUCUAAUGCAUGUUAAAGUUGUUUUGAAAAUAUUGUAUAUAUAGUAUAUAAUAUCUCCUGAUGCUUGUCUGAUCUACAGUUGAACCAGGAUGCGUAACUUCUGUAGACAACCGUAGCCCAACUACAGGUGACAAUCUACUUUAAGUUCAGAAUUGCCUACAUUGUUUUUUUUAACAACCAUGGAAUAGUGUAGCUUAGAUGGGCUUGAGAUCGGUAUGACAGGUCAGCACAACAUCGAGGGCCGAAGGGCCUGUACUGUGCUGUAAUGUUCUAUGUUCUAUGAUUAUUCACUUAAAGUCAUGUGGAUCAAAUGUAUCUCAACUGACCUCUCAGCUUCCACUAGAGGGGGCUAAACUUCAGAACCUACAGUAAAAACCAAAAAAAGUGCGGAUGCAGGAGUUCUUCAGGAAAGACCAUAACGUUAACUCUUAUUUCUCUCCACACAUGCUGCCAGAUUGCUAAGUUUUUCCAGCAAUUUCUGUUUUUGUUCCAGAACGACAGAUUGGGUUUACAGAGUUCAUCUAGCCUUCCCAACCCAACGGAAGUAAGGCAGUCAACGAUAUUCUUCCUGUUGGUUUGAAAUAUAAUUGUUUCUUAACUAGCUUAUAAUUUUUCCAAUAUUAUAAAGUUCUAGGUGAAAUUCCUCAUAAAAUAUUUCCCCACCAAAGAGAAUGAGGAGGGAUUACUGAGUGCUUGAUCCUGAAGAUUAGAUGAGACAAUUUAAAUGUUAGUAAACUGAAAUGUAAUUCUACAAAAAGGCAUGUAGUUUUGGUUGUUUUACAAAUAAUGUAAAUUGCAAAGCUAAUAAAAUCCUAAAUCCUUGUCCGUUUUGCUACAAGCAAAUCCAAAUGUUGACCUCUACUUAAUACAAAUACAAGUCUUUAAUGGAAAGCAAGGGUAUCCAUCAAACAUCACAAUUAUCUUUGCCCUUGCGAGUGUGAGAUCUGUUAGGUUCAUACAGAAUGAAGUGGACAUAACCUAUACCAAUGUGCUUCCCCACCGAAUCUAAUUAACGUUGAGAUAUUUAUAUAUUUUUUGUCACAUACAGUUGGAAGAAGUGGUGUAAGAAAGAUCAAAAGGAUCAUUCCUAAACAUUAGAGAUAUCAAGGUGUCGAGCUGGUUGAACACAGCAGGCCAAGCAGCAUCAGAGGAGCAGGAAGGCUGACGUUUCGGGGCGUAGACCCUUCCUCAGAAAAGCCCAUUCCUAAACAUUAUCCUGCAUUUGGUGAGAGGGCUUUCCCAUUGUGAUUAGGUUUCCCAUUCAGUUUUCAAGAAACAUUCCCUUAAUUUAUCCUUGAAAUUUAUCUUUGGGAAUAAACAGUCACAUUGGUCAACCUGUUUGGUUAUGGUACUGUGUCCAGUUAGAUAAUGCUGUGCCCAGCAUUUCUUUAUCAGAUUGUGGUUUAACACAGUUAGCAUUGUACGCUAAUACUGGUUGUCAUCGGAAGGAUCACUAGGGUAGUGGCUUUUGACUGUGUAUAAUCGUUAUCAGCAAGUGUGCAUUGUUGUGAAGGGAAUGGACAAUGCAACGCCCGGUUAAUUUUGUCUUUAGCGGAACGCAGCUUGCUUGUAGGGUAUUAUAAAAAUUAACUUACAAUUUCUUGCAUUAAUCUAAUCAAUUUUAAUUCUUCUUAUUUCACAAAAUUGUCUUCCGGCAUUUUUCUUCAUUUAUGUUCGCAAGUAAUUUUGAGCAUUGAUCAACGGCAGUACAAAAAUACUGCGAUUGAAGUUGCAACUCAUGCUCACCAAUUUUGUGACUUCAUUCUGGGAUCAUUGUCAUUUUGUUCCCUGUGGGAAAGCCCAUCGAAAAGGCAUGAUUGUUCUAUCCUACUCAGGGGAAUAUUUUCAACACCGUACAAUGUUCUACAACAGCAAUAUUGCAUGCAUUCACAUAUCUUCAAUUAAAAUACAAAUAUUUUAAAGAUGAUUCGUUAAACUAUGACUGAAAAUCAGGAUAACCUUUAUAAUAA